ACGGCUUGGGUGGAGGUCCCAAGUGUGGGGCUCCCUGGAAGAGGAUGUCUAAAGAGGAGCUGGAGAAUCAGUACUCCCCCAGCAGAUGGGUCGUCCGACUGGGAGCAGAGGAGGCCUUGAGGACCUACUCACAGAUAGGAAACGAGGCUACCAAGAGGGCCCAGGCCACCGGGAGGAACCUGCUCGAUGUCCCCUAUGGAGACGGCGAAGGGGAGAAACUGGACAUCUACUUUCCUGAGGCAGUGUCUGAAGCCUUGCCGUUCCUCGUGUUUUUUCAUGGAGGAUACUGGCAGAGCGGAAGUAAAGACUCGUCAGCCUUCAUGGUCAGCCCACUGACAGCACAGGGAGUGGCUGUGGUGAUAGUGGCUUAUGACAUUGCCCCCAAAGGCACCCUGGACCAGAUGGUAGACCAGGUGACCCAGAGCAUCGUGUUUGUCCAGAAACAGUAUCCAGGCAACCAGGGAAUUUACCUGUGUGGACACUCAGCUGGGGCCCACCUCGCCGCCAUGAUGCUCCUGGCCAACUGGACCAAGCGUGGAGUCACGCCCAACCUCAAAGGCUUCUUCCUGGUGAGUGGGAUCUAUGACCUGGAGCCUGUCAUGCACACCUCUGAGAACGCCCCUCUCCUCACAACCCUGGAGGACGCUCAAAGGAACAGCCCCCAGUGGCGCCUGAAGACAAGCCCAACGCAGCCUGUGGACCUAGCCUGCCGCGUCCUGGUGACUGUGGGCCAACACGACAGCCCCGAAUUCCACCGACAGUCCAGGGAAUUUUAUCAGACUCUGCGCCGAGGAGGGUGGAAAGCCUCCUUUGAAGAGCUCCACGACGUGGAUCACUUUGAAAUCCUUUGGAACCUAACCCAGAAGGACUACGUGCUCACCCAGCCCUGGGAUUUUAUCCUUGGGGCUAACACCUUGACUGACAGGACAGUGACAUCCACAGGUAGGACACACUUCCUCUGCCACUCCCCCCCACACACAGGGGUGUGUGUGCAGUUAGUUCCCAAGGAGCCAGCUGGGUCCACCCACCAUCCACCGCACCCCUCUCUCACCCACUCUGAAUAGCUAGCAGUUCAAGAAUGAUUGAUUAUAGCGAAAAUAGGUAAUAGCCUAAAUAUGCAUCAGUAGGGAGUAAGUACAUCUGAGCAGCCGACCAUCAUUAGAAAGGGGUCUGUGUUUAUAACUGGGGACACCUCCAAGACAUACUAUUACCUGACGAAGAGCAAGAUGCUCAGCGAUGCAAUAUCGUACCAUCUCAACAGCAUUACCUCAUACUCACAAAAUGACACGUUUCUAUGUGUGCACACGAGUGUGUGAAUGCAGAGAAAAAGUUUG
This is a messenger RNA of Balaenoptera ricei (Rice's whale), 1334 nucleotides long. It is a transcript of the gene AFMID, whose product is annotated as arylformamidase. Lineage: Eukaryota; Metazoa; Chordata; Mammalia; Artiodactyla; Balaenopteridae. The transcript is spliced from 11 exons. Bases 45 to 1064 code for a protein of 339 amino acids. The record is from RefSeq and is a predicted model, not a curated record. Gene Ontology annotation, molecular function: arylformamidase activity.